AUGACGUUUCAACCGCUGAACCCGAAGCCUUUCUUGAAUGCUUUGACUGGGAAGUUGGUCAUCGUUAAACUGAAGUGGGGUCACGAAUACAAAGGCUUCUUAGUAUCCGUCGAUGGAUACAUGAAUUUACAACUUGACAAAACGGAGGAAAUCAUCGACGGAUCGCCGACGGGAAACCUGGGAGAAGUUCUGGUCCGAUGCAAUAACGUGUUAUACGUUCGCGGAGUGGAAGAUAUGGGCGAAGAAGGGGAGAUGAUGCAGUGA
This is a messenger RNA of Notodromas monacha, 264 nucleotides long. Lineage: Eukaryota; Metazoa; Arthropoda; Ostracoda; Podocopida; Cyprididae. The record is from the annotation of a GenBank genome assembly.